AUGGCGCUGAGAAUCUCGCGCAAGCUUUCCCUCAAUCUCUUCAAAAACCAAUCCCAAUCCAUAAAUCCUUUUUCCACUGCCACAAAUCCUCUGCAAAAAUCACCGCUUCAACAGAGUUCUCUUCGAAAACCUGGAUCUCACAGCACACAGAUCUAUCAUCUUCUAUCCAACCGGCGCUCGAAUUUGAUCCCCAACUCAAUUUCCCAUCCCUUGCUAAACCCUAGCCAUGGCUCCCAACCCCCUUUAGCUACAUAUCGAAACUUCAGACCACUAUCCACCUCAAAUUCAGACCAAUCGCCGCCCGAAAACCCUAACGGGCAUCCGAGCGGAGGCCAGGAAUUUAAGCACCAGGAAAUUACGGGCCCCACCGUGGAGCGUGAUCUAUCGGCCCUGGCUAACGAGACCCGAGAAGCUCUUGAGACGAUGAUGAAGACCGUUUAUAGCUUGAGCAAGGUUUUAGCUGGGUUGGGCCUCCUCCACCUUGGCCUGGGAGCUUGGAUAUCGUACGGCAUGAGGGACUCGCCCUUGCCGGAGGUUUCUGUUCAGAGCUUGCUGGCGUUCGGCCUGCCCUUCUCGGUGGCAUUCAUGUUGAGGCGGGCUUUGAAGCCCAUGUACUUCUUCAAGAAAAUGGAGGAGCAAGGGAGGCUUCAGAUUCUGACCCUUACUCUUCAGGUCACAAAGAAUUUGAAUACGUUUUUCGUUCGCGUUCGUGGGAUUUCGUAUUUGUGCAUUGCGGGUGCUUCGGUUGGUUUGAUAUUAGUUGCAGUGUCUAGGUGA
Molecule: messenger RNA, 777 nt
Organism: Striga hermonthica
Lineage: Eukaryota; Viridiplantae; Streptophyta; Magnoliopsida; Lamiales; Orobanchaceae
Source: the annotation of a GenBank genome assembly